Messenger RNA from Mesorhabditis spiculigera, 1548 nucleotides. The record is from the annotation of a GenBank genome assembly. Lineage: Eukaryota; Metazoa; Nematoda; Chromadorea; Rhabditida; Rhabditidae.
AUGUCGAAUUUCGCCACAACUCAAUUUGUGAAUUCACAACGGAUCCACUCUAUCCCUGGAACGCCCUCCCGCCCACCCCACCAUGGCCCCGUCAUCACCGUCGAAGAUACCGGCUCCCAGCUCAAAAUCAACAGAGGCAAGACUUCCAUCACGUCGUCGAUUCUUGACUCGACCAAGUCCUCAUUUGAUAAAGGGAACAUCACCUUUGUCGAGACCGGCAACGGUUCGGCUCAGCAUAGCAGUAAUCACUCGAAUUUUAAUCUACGCGAAAUAACAGACUCCCUUCCUUCCCUGAUCUGUCGCGGCUUUGUUGUGAUGAGUACGAUCGCCUUGCUCUAUCAAAUUGUGUUAUAUCAUAUUAAUGAAAUUGUGUUGGAUCUGGUGGACUGUGGGGCUGAUGAUUGGCGGGUGGUGAUGACGACAUGGCGGAUUAUGCAAUUUAUUUUGGAAUUUACUGAACCGGUGAAAUGUCGUGGGCUUAUAUUGAGACGAGGACACCUGUGCUUUAUUCGAAUAAUAAUACUCAGCGAAAACAAGCGGGAUAGCUUUUCAAUGAGAGACGUACCAGUUGAUGUUCUACUUUCGUUACUGAUGCUUUUCCGUUUUUACCUGGUCGCCCGUUUUAUGGUGCUUCAUAGCAAGCAAUUCCAGGAUGCCUCCACUCGUACGCUGGCAGCCUUGAACCGGAUCCAAGUCAACUUUUCGUUCGUCAUGAAAACAUUACUCGACCAGCAGCCGAUAUAUUUCCCCACCGGCUUCACCCUGGUCUUUUGGAUUUUGACCUCUUGGACUUUUGUGCAAUGCGAGAGAUAUGGUGACCGCUCGGACAAAGAUGCUCCAUCGAUCAUGUACUCGAAUGCUCUUUGGUUCAUUGCGAUCACGUUCAUGCUCAAUGGGUAUGGAGAUAUUGCGCCGCAGACGCACGCUGGAAGGAUUAUUGCAAUAUUUGUUGGCGUUGUGGGAGCAAUCAUCUCAUCGAUCCUAAUCGCCGUCAUAUCCCGGAACAUCCUUCUCUCCCAGGGCCAACGCAACGUCAACAAUUUCAUGAACGACUCGAAAUUGACGCGUGAACACAAGAAUGCUGCAGCCAGGGUGCUCCAACACACUUGGCACAUCCAUAAAUGCCUUCAAUCGAGCGAACCAAGCGCUGAUCGGCAGUUGCGAUUUUAUCAACGGAGAUUUUUGCAUGCCAUUCACAGAUUCCGCUCCAUCAAAAAUGAGAUCCGCGUCUUCGGUGAGAAUAACUCGGCGAACACUCAGCAAGUGACAAGGCUGGUGGCGGAGAUGCACAGCUCGAUGCAGAAGCUGCUCUCAGCCCAUGAGGAGAUGCGGGCACAAAUCGAGGUCCUGCAACGCGCCGUCCGCAACCACUAUGCGCAUCAUGGAAUUGUUCAUCACGUGUCGUGUACUUCGAAGAAAACCCUGGGGAGUCUAUGGAGACCACCGAACAACAUUAUUCACAACACCCGGCCUCCAGUGGAGGGAAGCCCCGGCCGUUCGGAUAGUUAUUCUCGUCGCGCUCGCCGAGCAUUCACCAUUGACUCGCAU